This is a messenger RNA of Tupaia belangeri chinensis (Chinese tree shrew), 878 nucleotides long. It is a transcript of the gene MRPL58, whose product is annotated as mitochondrial ribosomal protein L58. NCBI's taxonomy places the organism in Eukaryota, Metazoa, Chordata, Mammalia, Scandentia, Tupaiidae. Bases 50 to 754 code for a protein of 234 amino acids. The transcript has 6 exons. Gene Ontology annotation, cellular component: mitochondrial large ribosomal subunit. The record is from RefSeq and is a predicted model, not a curated record. Gene Ontology annotation, molecular function: peptidyl-tRNA hydrolase activity; translation release factor activity, codon nonspecific. Gene Ontology annotation, biological process: mitochondrial translational termination.
CGGAGAGCGGAGAGAAAGCGCCCGCCGGAAGCAGUCCAAAGACCGGAACAUGGCGGCCGCCUGGUGUCUGCGUUGGGGCCUGAGCCGAGCCGGAACCUGGCUGCUCCCGCCGCCCACGCGCUGCUCUCGCCAGGCUCUGCACAAGCAGGUAGAUGGCACCGAGUUCCAGAGCAUCUACAGCCUGGACAAGCUCUACCCCGAAUCCAAAGGCCCGGACACCGCCUGGAGGGUCCCGGAUGGUGCGCAGCAGGCCGGCAGUGACAUUCCCCUGGAUCGCUUGACCAUCUCUUACUGUCGGAGUAGUGGCCCUGGGGGGCAGAACGUUAACAAAGUGAAUUCCAAGGCUGAAGUCAGGUUCCACUUGGCAACCGCCGACUGGAUUGCAGAGCCUGUGCGGCAGAAGAUCGCCAUCACGCAUAAAAAUAAGAUCAACAGGUCAGGAGAGCUGAUACUCACCUCUGAGAGCAGCCGCUACCAGUUCCGGAAUCUGGCAGAUUGCCUGCAGAAAAUUCGAGACAUGAUUGCCGAGGCCAGCCAGGUGCCCAAGGAGCCAUCCAAGGAAGACGCUCAACUUAAGAGACUCAGAAAACAUGAAUCGGGAAAGGCUGAGACAAAAGAGGAUCAGCUCCGCGAUAAAGACAGGCAGGAGGGUGGAUGUGGACUGAGCCCACCCUCCACAGCUGGCAGAGCCCACGCCGCAGGGCAGGCAGCCACGGCUGAGCGUUCCCCGCGUGCACGUCUGUCCUGGAGCUAGCACAGGGAUGUCCAUUCGGAAUGCGGGUUGCAGGCCCGGCUUACAAAGGUCUUUCCGGGUCCUCGCCAUGUCGGCAAAGCUUCAUUAUUCAUCUGAGGGCUGAGUAAAAUCGGAAACCCCAGCA